Molecule: messenger RNA, 3258 nt
Organism: Stegastes partitus (bicolor damselfish)
Lineage: Eukaryota; Metazoa; Chordata; Actinopteri; Pomacentridae
Product: polypeptide N-acetylgalactosaminyltransferase 14-like
Exons: 15
Coding region: 1-1575 (524 amino acids)
Biological process (GO): protein O-linked glycosylation
Cellular component (GO): Golgi apparatus
Molecular function (GO): polypeptide N-acetylgalactosaminyltransferase activity
Source: RefSeq, a predicted model, not a curated record
AUGGAUUACCUGCUGUACCUCAAGCAGCUUUUUAAGUCUCUGCAUAUUUCGGAUGCAGAGUGGGAGGACAUGUUGGAGGGCUUUGAUGAGCGGGGUUACCUGAGCGCUCGGCGCUGGAAGCCUGGUGACGACCCGUACACCCUGUACGCUUUCAACCAGAGAGAGAGCGAACGCAUCCCCAGCAACCGAGCCCUGAGAGAUACCAGACACUACAGGUGCACCACUCUUCACUACGACUCGGAUCUUCCUCCGACCUCCAUCAUCAUCACCUUCCACAACGAGGCCAGAUCUACCCUGCUUCGCACCAUCAAGAGCGUUUUAAACAGGACUCCAGUCCACCUCAUCCAUGAGAUCAUUCUGGUGGAUGACUUCAGUGACGACGAAAGUGACUGCCAGCUUCUCACCAAACUGCCCAAAGUAAAAUGUCUUCGCAACAAGAAGAGAGAAGGUCUGAUCAGGUCCAGAGUGCGGGGUGCUGAUGCUGCGAGGGCCAGAGUGCUCACCUUCCUGGACAGCCACUGUGAGGUCAACAAGGACUGGCUGCCCCCGCUCCUGCAGAGGAUCAAACAGGACUCGACUCGUGUGGUCAGCCCGGUCAUCGACAUCAUCAACAUGGAUACUUUUGCCUAUGUGGCAGCCUCUGCUGAUCUCCGUGGAGGUUUUGAUUGGAGUCUCCAUUUUAAGUGGGAGCAGUUGUCGUCUGAACAGAGAACCCGACGGACCGACCCGACACAGCCAAUCAAGACUCCCAUCAUCGCAGGUGGGCUCUUUGUGAUUGACAGGUCCUGGUUCAAUCACCUCGGCAAAUACGACACCGCCAUGGACAUCUGGGGCGGCGAGAACUUUGAGAUCUCGUUCCGGGUGUGGCAGUGUGGCGGCAGUCUGGAGAUCCUGCCCUGCAGCAGAGUGGGUCACGUCUUCAGGAAGAAACACCCCUAUGUCUUUCCUGAGGGCAACGCCAACACAUACAUCAAGAACACACGUCGCACAGCCGAGGUGUGGAUGGACGACUUCCGCCUCUUUUACUACUCUGCUCGCCCGGCAGCACGAGGCAAAUCCUACGGAGAUAUCCGAGGCAGAGUGGAACUUCGCAAGAAGCUCAAGUGCAAAUCCUUCAAGUGGUACUUGGACAAUGUCUACCCAGAGCUCAAGGUCCCAGACGACUCGGACUCACAGUCGGGGGUGAUCAGACAGAGGCAGAACUGUCUGGAGUCUCGCAGGGUGGAGGGCCAGGACAUGCCCGUCCUCACGUUAGCCCCCUGCAUAGGAACAGAGGGGGUCCCAGCCAUCAACCAGGAGUGGGUGUACACUCAUGGGCAGCAGAUCCGUCAGCAGCAGCACUGCUUGUCUCUGUCCACCACCUUCCCUGCCUCCCAGGUCCUGCUGCUGCCCUGCAACAUGGCGGAUGGCAAGCAGCGGUGGCAGAAGUCAGGGACUCACCUGGAGCACCUCGUGUCUCGGUUCUGCCUGGACUCGGAGAUGGCUCUGGACGGGAUGGACUCCUCCCGGAUGCUGGUGAUCAGCCCCUGCGAACUGAGCGCUUACACACAGAGAUGGGAGGUGCCCUUCUCCUGACCCCCGACCCCCAGAGCUUUCACCUCCAGAAACCUGCCCUGUCACACCCAUUCUGCGCCUGAAAGACCUGGGCAGAGUCAGCUGCUCGCACAGACUGAACAUGCAUGAGCAAUCAUGUCACGGUGCUGCGUCGAGGAUAUUGGAACAGAAAGAUGAUGAAGACUUCCAGAGUUUUUUUCCAAGGCCCUUCACUGUUAGAGUGAAAAGAAAUUGAGAACAUUGUCAGGUAUAAAAUCCUGAUUUAUUAAUGAGGUGCGCUGGAUCGAAAUACUAGCUGGAGGAGGGAAGGCAUCAAAAAUGAGCGCUCUGUUUUGCCUGGAGAUUCAAGUAUCUAUUUUUAAGGCUGUUAAAAAGUUUGGUGGAGAGUUAAACUAAGUGCACCUUAAAACCCUGAACUGUCAAAGAGUCGAGGUGGACAGAAACGUUGCUUGGGGGAAAAAAAUUCAGUCAGAGAAUGUGUCAUGUAAUCUUUUGCAAUGAAAGUGUCUGUUUUUGAGGCUGUUUAAGAAUUUGGGAAUUAAAACCAAGCACAACUCAAGGUUUUAGUUUACUUGGUCGAAUACCUGUCACUGUCUUUACUGCAUCCUGGUAGCAUCCUCACUGGGACGUAAUCAGAGGUCAGUCCUAUGAAGCAGGACUGGAGGUUAGCCAGAUAACUUCAGGUUUAACUCUGGGUUUUCAGAAACUCGACAGUCGUUAACUUCUUAGGGGGUAACUUAUGCUGAACCCCUAACCUGCUCCAGAGCAGCAGAUGUUGGAGAUAAACGAUCAACGUGUAUUGAUCAUCAGUUCUCUUGGAAAAUGGCAUCACCAGUCGUAGCAGCUCAUGUGGAGCUGAGUGAACGGAUAGUGAGUGUUUCUUAGGAAGGGGAGACUAAACUCUUUUCUGACCCUGAUGAGCACAGACAUGAGAGAUGUAGAUUCUCAGUGGAGGGACCUUCAAUCUUCCUUGAAUUAUAUAUAUAUUGAUUUACAUCGACAGCAAGACAUUUCAAAACCAUCUCAUCCUUCUGUGUUUGUAGCAAUACCAUCCUAAAACAAAGACUGAUUGAAGCACUAAAGUCUAGUACUUGUUGAGCUUACAAGAUUUGCAGUAAACCUACUCAGAGGUUUGGAUUCUGUUUAAAUAUUUGUUCUUUACUUGAACCAAAGACUGUUCAACACCACCAGAGUUGCAGCUGAAAGAAUAAGUCUUAGAUUGACUUACGCACCAGUAGAACAGAAGAACAGGCCCCACCAUUGUAAACAGAUGUACUUGUGCCUUAAUGAUGAGGCAGUGAAACCGAUAAGCCUGUUCACGUCGCGUUCACACAGUCAAUAUUUUCACAGUCUUUCUUGCUUUGGCUGCUGCAGCUGUCAUGCUUUUGGCUUCUAUUGUAAUUCCUCAUACUGGUUUGGGAUUAUGGUUUGUUCUUCUUGUGAUAUGUAAACUACUCUAAACCUGUCACCACAUCACCCCUUCUAUAGAUGUAUACACUCAUAGUUUGAUUUAGAGACUCUGGUUUGACUUCAUGAGUUGAUAACCAGCAUUACAUGGCCGCUAAGUGUCACUGUGUUUGUUAGGUUUACUGAAGCUGGAUAACAAAAAGAUAUCCUGACUCUGUUGAACCUGCUUCGUAGCACAGGCCUCUGAAACGCAGUUCAGUAAAACUCAUGUAAGUUGACAAACAGCACAAAAUCCCU